Mercenaria mercenaria is the source of this 7617-nucleotide messenger RNA. Its product is annotated as glutathione synthetase-like. Gene Ontology annotation, molecular function: glutathione synthase activity; ATP binding; glutathione binding. Bases 223 to 1425 code for a protein of 400 amino acids. Gene Ontology annotation, biological process: glutathione biosynthetic process. The record is from RefSeq and is a predicted model, not a curated record. Gene Ontology annotation, cellular component: cytosol. The transcript is spliced from 12 exons. NCBI's taxonomy places the organism in Eukaryota, Metazoa, Mollusca, Bivalvia, Venerida, Veneridae.
UUCCCUUACUAAACUUUACACCAUUUGCACAAGUGUUUGGGAGACCAAAAUCCGAUACAAGAUACAAUUUUGUCGCUCAUAUGUUAGUCAAUUACUGUUAAAAUCGAUGCAUGUGUGCCUUUUUCUGCCAGUUAUGCUGUUGCUUGAAUAGGGUUUCAACCAUUGGAUUAUUUUUGACAUAGUGAAAGUGUACUUGAUGUGAAAAUAAAGUCUUCGUAAAACAUGUCAGCAACAGCUCUAGAACUUUGGGGUGUGACAAUAACCAAGGAUACAGCAGAUCAGAUCAUAGAAAAGGCCAAGCAAUGGGCUCUUCUCCAUGGUGUACAAAUGAAGCCCCAGCAUGACCAUUGUUCGACAUGCCAAUGUGAGUAUGCCCCAAUCACAUUGUUCCCCAGCCCCCUGCCAGUAACCACUCUCCAAGAAGCUAAAUCCAUGCAGAAACAUUACAAUCUUCUGAUGCACAGAGUGGCUCAUGAUCCAGAUUUUCUAGAGCAAUGUUUCAAGAAGGUACUUCCAGAGAAUGUUCCAGCUCAUGGUCUUGCUGUUGGUUUUGUGAAGGCAUGGGAAUGCUAUGCUAAACCUAGUGCAGUGGUGUUGUUUAUUGUACAAGCCGUAGAGAGGAACUCGGUGGAUCAAAGAUGGCUGGAACGUAAGAUGCAUGAGAUAAACCAUGAUGUUACCGUGGUAUAUAGCACAUUACUGUAUGCAUCGGAACAUUGUCAACUAUUUGAAGGGAACAUAUUAAUGUUGGAUGGUAAGGAAGUUGCUGUGAUAUAUUACAGGGAUGGUUAUAUGCCAAACCAUUACCCAACACACAAGGAAAAAGAUGUGCGUCUGUUGAUGGAAAAGUCCUGUGCUAUAAAGUGUCCGAAUGUAGCGUUACAGCUGGCAGGAUGUAAGAAGGUUCAACAAGAGCUUGCAGUCCCAGGUGUCCUUGAAAGGUUCAUAAAGGACAAAAAUGCUUGUGAUAGUAUCAGGAACACAUUUGCUGGCCAGUACAGUCUAGACACAACUGAAGAAGGAGACAGAAAUGUUGAGAUGGCUUUGGCACAUCCUAAAAAGUUUGUUCUUAAACCUCAAAGAGAAGGUGGAGGUAAUAAUAUAUAUGGUGAGGAUAUCAAAUCAUUUUUGCUGGGCAUAAAGGACAGUGAGGAACGCAACGCCUACAUUUUGAUGGAAAGGAUAUUUCCAUGGCCACAAAAAAACUACCUGUUGAAGGAAGGCAAAGAACCAAUACUACGAGAUGUGAUAAGUGAAUUGGGCAUCUAUGGUGUAUACCUAGGGACUGCUGAGGAGGAGUUUCUUAAUGAAGAGGCUGGCCAUGUUUUGCGGACAAAGUCAACAGAAGAUGAUGAAGGGGGCAUUGUAGCUGGCUUCGCAACAAUCGAUUCUCCAUUACUCGUACAACCUCCAUCAGUGUACUAAUGUCCUAUAUAUUGUAUGCAUCGGUUCUCUCAGUUUUAAAUCAGAGUUGUUCACUGUGAAACUUUGUUUAAAUUCUUAAUUGAAAAUAUGCUGGCAUACUUACUUGUUCAGAGGUAUUCACAGUGAAAUAUUCCGGCAUAACUUAUGUAGAGGACUUCACUUUGAGAAUAUGCCGGGAUACUUACUUGUGUAGAGGUCUGCACUGUGAAAAAAUGCUGGCAUAAUUAUUGAAUCACUUUGUCUGCGUAUGACAGUCCGUCCUGUCUCAAAACAUUUAAGAUACGAUGUAGUAACUUUAACUCCACUAAAGGAUAUUAGAUAUAGCUGUUAUAAUCGCUUGUAAAGUGGCAGUUAUUGGCAAUAAUUGCGAUUGUUUUUGAUUUUUUAAUUUGUACAAAGGUCAUCAUUGUAGACUGUGGAUUUUGAUUGUAUUUUAACUUAUAUAGUGGCCCUCCCUGUGGAAUUUUGUUGACAGUGUAACUUGCAAAGGGCUCUUCUUUUUAAACUUUGUUGGCAUUGUGACUUGUACAGAAGUCCUUUCUCUUCUUUUUUUAUGCAUUAUUACUUGUAAAGAGACCAUUUAGUUGGCAUUAUUACUUUUACAAGGGUACUUACUUUGGAUUUUUUUUUGCAUUAUUACUUUUACACAGGGCAUUCUGUUGAUAUUAUCACUUGUACAGAGGUACUUACUUUAGAUUUUAGUUACAACAUUACUUGACAGAGGCCCUUACUGUAGAUUAUAAUGGUAGUUUUACUUGUACUACUUAUACAGAGGCCCUUACUGCAGAUUUUUAUGGUAUUUUUACUUGUACUACUUAUACAGAGGCCCUUACUGCAGAUUUUAAUGGUAGUUUUACUUGUACUACUUAUACAAAGGCCCUUACUGCAGAUUUUAAUGGUAGUUUUACUUGUACUACUUAUACAAAGGCCCUUACUGCAGAUUUUAAUGGUAGUUUUACUUGUACUACUUAUACAAAGGCCCUUACUGCAGAUUUUAAUGGUAGUUUUACUUGUACUACUUAUACAGAGGCCCUUACUGCAGAUUUUAAUGGUAGUUUUACUUGUACUACUUAUACAGAGGCCCUUACUGCAGAUUUUAAUGGUAGUUUUACUUGUACUACUUAUACAGAGGCCCUUACUGCAGAUUUUUAUGGUAUUUUUACUUAUACUUCUUAUAAAGAGGCCCUUACUGCAGAUUUUAAUGGUAGUUUUACUUGUACUACUUAUACAAAGGCCCUUACUGCAGAUUUUAAUGGUAGUUUUACUUGUACUACUUAUACAGAGGCCCUUACUGCAGAUUUUAAUGGUAGUUUUACUCAGACUUCUUAUACAGAGACUGUUAUUUUGGAUUUUAAUCGCAUUAAACUACUUGUACAGAGGCCCUUAUUGCAGAAUUUGUUGGCCUUAUUUCUGGAACGGAUGUCCUUUCUGGGGAUUUUAAUAGUGUAAUUACUUGCAAAGAGGCCCUAACUGCAGAUUUUGAUAAGGUUAUCUGUUUGUAAAAACAUGCUGGCAUUUUAUAAAUACAACAUGCUGGAGAGGAUGACAUUAAAAUUGUCAACCCAAGAAAUGGAAUACACCUGAGGCAGUGCCUUAUGUUAUACUUAGUAGGUUACAUUAAAAAUGUUUGGAGUGGUGGUAUGACAUGUAACAAUGCUUUUUACACCAAUUCAAGUUGUUUUUAGCUCACCUGAGCAAAAAGUGCUCAGGGUGAGCUAUUGUUAGCGCUCAACGUCCGUCGUCCGGCCGUCCACACUUUCCUUUAAACAACAUCUCCUCCUAAACCACCAGGCCAAUGUUAAUGAAACUUCACAGGGAUGUUCCUUGGAUGGUCUUCUUUAAAAAAAAUUCAAAGAAUUGAAUUCCAUACAGAAAUCUGGUUGCCAUGGCAACUGGAUGGAAAAACUUUAAAAAUCUUCUUGUCCAAAACCACAGGUCAUAGGGCUUUUAUAUAUUUUACAUUUGGUAUGUGGCAUCAUCUAGUGGUCCUCUACCAAGAUUAUUCAAAUUAUCCCCCUAGGGUCAAAUAUGGCCCCACCCUGGGGGUCACAUGUAUUACAUAGACUUAUAUAGGGAAAAAUCUUCUUAUCCAAAACCACAGGGCCUAGGGCUUUGGUAUUUGGUAUGUAGCAUCAUCUGAUGGUCCUCUACCAAAUUUGUUCAAAUUAUCACCCUAGGGUCAAAUAUGGCGCCGCCCAGGGGGUCAGAUUGUUUAUAUAGACUCAUAUAGGGAAAAACUUUGAAAAUCUUCUUGUCCAAAACCACAUGGCUUAGGGCUUUGAUAUUUGGUAUGUAGCAUCAUCUAGUGGUCCUCUACCAAGAUUAUCCCCCUAGGAUCAAAUAUUGCCCCGCCCCGGGGGGGGGGGGGGGGGAGCUGGGAGGGGGGAGCACAUGGUUUAAAUAGACUUGUAUAGGGAAAAACCUUUUAAAAAAAUCUUGUUAUAAACCAUAAGGCUCUAGUAGUUCUCUACCAAGAUUGUUUAAAUCAUGACCCUUGGGUCAAGUUAGGCCACGCCCGGGUGGACCCUUGUUUUACAGCAGUGGCAAAGAAAUUUGGACCACAAGCAUAAUGUUUGAUACAGAUUUCAAUAUUCAUCUUGAAUUGUCUUAGUCAUGACCUACUGACCUACUUUCUUGUUUUUGAAGGUACAGCAUAGAAAUUUGGACCACCAGUUUAAUUUUUAAACAGCUUUCAGUAGUUAUCUUGAAUAAUCUUUACCAUGACCUGCUCACCUGGUUUUUGUUAGUGAAGCUUAAGCAAAGAAAUUUGUUCAAGCAAGCAGCUAAACUCAGGUGAGAUGGCCCUCUUGUACUAAGAUAUAUUCAUCUAUGUGCAAAGCAGUUUUGCAUCACUGAGGCAAGAUGUUUUUUUCAGUGGUUUAGUGAAAUAUAACAGGGGAUUAUAUUUGAAACAUUCAAUGUUUCAAACAGUUUAAUAUUUGUUUAGUAACUUCCACUGUUAUGUAACUUCACUAGAACACUACAAAAACUGUAUUAUAAAUCAUAGGAAGUCUUUCUAAAAUUUAAAUAAGUAAUUUAAAGAUAACAAAAGUUUAUAAAUACAUGUUCCUACAAAAAGCAUAAUGAUUUGUGUGCUGUUGUAUUAAAAUGUUAAAGAAAUGUAAAUGUCUCAAAGAAUUAUUUAACUUUUUUCUAGUAGUAACAUUGUGACGUCACGAUUUUGCAUGUGACAUUGUGCAGGUACACUGGUGUAUUGCGGUAAAAACAUUUAUAAGACAUAAAAUUGAAAGAAAAUUUGUUUGUUUUACAUGUAAAAUUGAAAAAUCGUACACUUGUAAACACCAGAUUUCAGAUUUUCACUUUUUUGACACUGAAAACAAAAAUAAAUAUCCUCUAUGUGAUAUGUAUGUACAAGUAAAUCCACUGAAACAGAGGCUGGGUUAAUAUUGGUGUUAUUAUGUUCAUCUCUAGUGCUUUGCCUAGAAGUGUUAUGUAUGUAUUGAAAUGUCAUAUGUUUUCCUUUCUGAAUUAUUGUUGAUGGUGAAACAGUAUGAUAAUGGACAAAAUAUCUCUAGUAGAACUCAUGAGUUAUGGCCCUUGACAUAAUCAAAAUUGCCUUCUUUCACAUUUUAGUCGCCACAAUCUUCUUGAAACUGACACAGAGUAAUUUUAUUUCUACUUUUGUGUUUGAUAUACAGCUCUUUUUGUUGAUAGACGACAGUUAUUUAUUUAUUUUGUUGAGUUUAACAUCGCACCGACACAAUUAUAGGUCAUAUGGCGACUUUCCAGCUUUGAUGGUGGAAGAAAACCCCAGUUGCCCCUUCGUGCAUUAUUUCAUCACGAGCGGGCACCUGGGUAGAACCACCGACCUUCCGUAAGCCAGCUGAAAGGAUAGAGGACAAAAUUUGCAAAGAUAUUCACAUUUAAAAAAGGACAACCUGUCAUAUGUGACAUGUUAAAAGAUGUAUAUGAAAACAGUUUCCCUUUUCCUUUCUUUGUGUCUUAAUUUGUUAGGGGCUUUUGUAUUGUUAAACCAUACUUUAUUCACUUGUUAUUAAGUGGGCCUUUAAGAAAUGUAAUUACUUCCAUGUAAAGGUUAAGCAGUUGUUCAAUGCUGGUACAUUGGGCAUAUAUGGUACAUACCUAUUCCCCAGAGGGUAAGUCCAUCAAUCAUUCUGGUCAUUUUGUGUUAUUCCAGAAAUGAUUCUAGGGUAAGUUUUUAUUAAUGUCACUCCCUUUGUGAUCAUAGUGUUCGUUUUUGGUAUAAGGAAAAUAAUUCUGUGUAUGCUAUGUUGUCUUUGAUUAAUAUAAAGUUUUAAGUGUUUGGAUUCUCAGAAUGUCUACUCAAGAGGAGUGUAAUGGAAUAUAAUGAUAUAUUGACAGUCCUUGGGCUCGUUAUAGGGCGGUGUGUUAAUUUGAGUUAAUGUGAAAUAUUUAAUUUCACUGGCAUAAACUAGUUGGUUUUGACAAAACGGUUUUAUUUCAUUGGGACAAUAAAAAAUUUAGGGAUUUAAAGGUAUAUUAAUCACAUCUUUAGCUAAAAUAUUUUAACAUUAGACAUUAACUUAACGUGUAGGAAAUUCUCAUAAUUAAUGUAGAUAGAUGGUUCGGCAUCCACAAUUUACAUAAACAUCUCACCUCUGAAACUACUAGUCAAACUUGUUCUGUAGUGCCUUGGCAAGGUCUUCUGUCAAGUUUUAAAUUGGUUCAAGUGGUUAUAUGUGACCCCUUAAAGGAGUCACUAGAGCUGAAAAUAGAAAAUCCUUUAAACCACUUCUCAUGAACUGCUUGAUGAAUCUUCUCAGAACUUGGUCUUUAGCAUCAUUGUAAGGUCCUCUAUCAGAUUUGUUCAUAUGGUGGCACUUAACUCAUUUGAGGAACCACAUAGCUUUACUAGACAUAGUUUACAAUUCACGAUUUAGUAUGUUAUACAUAUAUUCAAGGUCAAGUGAGUGACUUAGGGCCUCCAUGGCCCUCUUGUUUGGUGGUAGUACAAACUUGUACUGAGCGUAGUUACACAUUUAUUACUUGUACUGUUUUAUACCUGUCACAGCAUACUGUUUAUACACAAAUAUUUAUUCAUUUUUACACAGUUCCUGUAGAUUUUCAAACAUGAAAUUUAGGCACAACACAAUAUUAUCCCCUAUGAAAAUGAAUGAUUUCUAACUGUAAAGUGGAUCAUAGAAUAUUUGUGUUUUCUUUUGACUGUUAUAAUUUAAUUAAUAGGCUGGAAGAUAAAAUGGGGAGGCUAAUCUAUACAUUUUAAAGAACAUAUUUGAGGGAUUGAAAAAGAACAAAGCCUGAUUAAAGAAAAAAUCAACAAUUUUUCAAUUGAAAUCAAGCUCCCUAGCUGUUUUCAAAUUUUGAACACUUUAGAUAAAAUAGGACUAUAUGUCAUAGUAUCAAGUUCAUAUUUUAUUGUUACAUAAGAUCAGGGUAUAAAAUUCUGUAAACUUUUGUCAGAAGUAUUCCAAGGUUGUUGUGAUAUUUGAACAUGUACUUUAAUGUUUAUUGAAUGUAUCAUUAUCAUAUAGCCAGAAAGUUUGCUCAAAUAUAUGCUUUUAUGUACAUAGUAAAAUAUUCCAGUUUGAGUGAUAUUAAUCAAAACCAAGGCCAAUGUUCAUUAAUGUCUAAAACUUAGAAUUAAGAAUUGCAAAUACUAAUGUUGUCAUAAUUUAGUGUAUAGUAUAUCUUUACUUGAUGAAUUUGUAAUUAUAUUCUAUGUACUGAAGUGAACAUUUGCGAAAAAAUUGUAAAUAAAUUUAAUUUGUGAUGAAAUUUAAUUCCUAGCUUGCUUCAGUUCCUAAUUUUCAUAUUUGAAAGCACAAAUUUCAAACAGUAAUACACAUAUCCUAAAAAUACCUUAAAAAAGGGACAUGAUGACGUGCCCAAAUUUGAAGAAGAUAUUAAAUUAUGUACAAUUUAAAAAAAAAAUCUGUUCAAAGAAAAUAAUUCUAGGAAAUGUCCUAAGUUGUUCAGACAGGUUAGUGAACACCCUCUCUAUUGACUUGGUCAGAUUUGUAUAUGGAUGGAAAAAAGUUUAAAAUUAGAUAUGUAAAGCUUAUAGUUAUAUUUUUUAAAAAGUUCAGUUGCAAUUUAUUUUAUUUUGCUUGUUAUCGUUUCCUUAAUAAUACAGUCACUUAUUUAGUUAUUUAUACCUACAACAAAUUUAUAUCAUUCUAGAAUUAUAUAGGGGUAGACAAACUGAGCAAUAAAACGUUAAUAUAUUAA